AUGAACGUUCAUGAUCUUCUCACUGACGAGGCGAAUACUAUGUGUCCACUGUCACCUGCGACGUCGGUUUACAGCAGCUCCAGUAGCAGCGACUCGAGCUCAAGUUUGAGCGGAGAAAAGCGCGGCUGGGUGGCCCCGUUCCUACUGCAUCUGCACCAGUUGCUACGGCGUGAGGACUCCAAGAUCAUUCGGUGGGCUGAAGACGGAAUGGCUUUUCAGAUCUUGGACAAGGAGGCUAUGACGUCUCAGAUUUUGCCUAAAUACUUCAAGAAUAAGAAUUUCUCGAGCUUCCAGCGCCAGCUCAACUACUUUGGCUUCCGCAAGUGGAGCAAAGCCCGUGCUCAGUUUCCUACCUACAGCCGCGAACACUUCAAGCGCGACAACUUUAGCGAGAUGUCGCUAGUCAAACGCCAGAGCAAAAAGUCUCGCAAACGCAAAAUCGCCUCCGAUGAAGAGAUGCCGGCGAAGCGUGCCGCUGUGCAGCCAAUUGACUGGGCCGUUAACGAUAAGUUUACGCCCAUUCUCCCGCGCCCGAUUUCUAAUCCAAAGGCAGCUAUGGCCGCUUACACUCAGAAAAAACCUCGCAUCAUUUCACCACUGAUGCAGCCGGUGCCCCUGUGUAGCCUUCCCAUGCUGUCCCCCAGUCGCAAGAUGAACAGUGGCUACAAACUGCCUUCCAUCCGCGAGCUGUCGCUAUCCAGCGCCAUGUUAUACGCCGACGUCGGCCCCAUUCGCCCCCGCCUCAUGGCGUAA
Peronospora farinosa is the source of this 753-nucleotide messenger RNA. NCBI's taxonomy places the organism in Eukaryota, Oomycota, Peronosporomycetes, Peronosporales, Peronosporaceae. The record is from the annotation of a GenBank genome assembly.